GGUCAGAUUUAUUAGAUUUUUUUAUAAGUAAAGCCGUAGCCUUCGUAGAAACGCCCAGCGUGGAAGUUAAUCAUCGUUUACCGCUAUUGUAAGGACCGAUUGUUAAACCUCGAAAUUAUCCGUGUUUCUUAUACCAAGCCUAAGCAAAUACUCGACGACCAUGCAUCUGAUACUUACCGGAGCCACUGGCCUCGUAGGCUCCGGCGUUCUCGAUGCCAUGAUCAAAAUGAAGGAUGUCAGCAAGAUCUCGAUUCUUAGCCGUCGGCCCGUUAAGAUGGUCGAGGAUGUCAAAGACCCUCGGGUUCAUGUUAUUCUCCAUAAAGACUUCGAGAAGUAUGAUUCCGAGCUGCUUUCCCAGCUCAAGGGAGCUUCGGGCUGCGUAUGGGCUCUAGGCAUCAGUCAGACACAAGUCGGCCCCGAGGAAUAUGUAAAGAUCACCAAGGACUACACUUUAGCGGCAUCAGAAGCAUUUCAAAAACUAGGCUCCGAAGAGAAACCUUUUAAUUUCGUUUACGUCUCAGGGACGGGCGCAACAACACAGCCGGGUCGGUUCUCUGCUAUAUUUGCCCGGGUUAAGGGCGAGACCGAAUUGGCGCUGGCUGAGAUGCGCAAAGCAAACCCAUCUUUUCAUGCAAGCUCAAUCCGCCCAGCAUUUAUUGAUUCCGCCAGUCACGAUGCUAUCAAGCCCUAUAUUCCAGCCAAGACGCCCUUGUACGCGGCUGCUUAUGUACUUCUAGGGGUACCGAUGAGGUAUGUGGCCAAGAGUUACUGGAGUCCUACACAGGACCUAGGACGCUUCUUGACGGAAAUGGCCAUGGGACGAUAUAAGGAUCAGUUCAAGGCAAAGGAUAUACAGUUGGAGGGUGAAUUCCCGAUAUUAGAGAAUUCGGCGUUUAGGCGAUUAUCAGGCCUCAGCCGUUAGUGAGAGAACACUGAAUUUCAUUUUAGCUGCUUUGGUGAUAGGGUGUUCAGGUAUAUAAGAGGACUAUAUUAAUGUACUACUACCUUAUAGAUAGCCCGCGGGUAGAUGCCCUUUCUGAAAUUGUAUGACUAUCUUACCUAUGGAAGCUAUGCGACCAGCUCGGGGGGUUUUUUUUUUUUUUUU
This is a messenger RNA of Daldinia vernicosa, 1105 nucleotides long. RefSeq names its product putative nucleoside-diphosphate-sugar epimerase. NCBI's taxonomy places the organism in Eukaryota, Fungi, Ascomycota, Sordariomycetes, Xylariales, Hypoxylaceae. The record is from RefSeq and is a predicted model, not a curated record. Bases 161 to 922 code for a protein of 253 amino acids. The transcript has 2 exons.